AUUAUCAAAGCGGCAACGUUUUUUGUAUGAUGAUUUUAUGUCACGUGCCAAGACAAAAGAGAUUUUACAAUCAGGAAAUUUCUUAAGCAUAAUUAAUUGUCUAAUGCAACUACGAAAGGUUUGCAAUCACCCAGACUUAUUUGAGGUUCGACCUAUACGAACAUCAUUUGCUAUGACAAAAUCAGCUAUAUCUGAUUAUGAAAUUAAGGAAUUCUUGGUUCGUAAAAGGUUAUUGCAAGAAAUUGAUUCAAUCUCAAAUGUUGAUCUUUAUUUCUUGAAUCUUGUACCAACUAAAUUUGAAUCCAGAUUAAAUCGACUGAUAUCAAGUGAAUGGGAUGCAUCAAAUACAGAAAAUAAAUUCUGGGAGAAAAUUGAUUUUUACAGUGUUAUAAAAAAAAAUUUUGAUCCAAAUCAAACAGUCAACCAUUAUAGCAUUGUAGAAUUUAGUAAUAUAAUGCAUCAUCGUAAAAAAAUUGCAACUAGGAAUAGAUGGAAUUAUAUGCGUUAUGUCAAUUCUCUACGUAUUAGAC
Molecule: messenger RNA, 530 nt
Organism: Entrophospora candida
Lineage: Eukaryota; Fungi; Glomeromycota; Glomeromycetes; Entrophosporales; Entrophosporaceae
Source: the annotation of a GenBank genome assembly